Molecule: messenger RNA, 834 nt
Organism: Diversispora eburnea
Lineage: Eukaryota; Fungi; Glomeromycota; Glomeromycetes; Diversisporales; Diversisporaceae
Source: the annotation of a GenBank genome assembly
AUGUCUUUUCGAGCUUAUUUUUAUAUAACUCUUUAUGUUAUAGUUGUAUUGAUUUUACUUAUAUCUUUUAAAUUCACAAAAAAUGAAUUUCCUAAACAGGAGCGUUCACGUUUUACUGGAUAUCUAACAUGGCACGGCAAACUUCAUCAUUUUGAUCAAGAAUCCUAUGAUACUUCACUUUGGUUUUUAAUAAUUACGAAUGGUUUAUCAUCAAUUUAUGCAUUCAUCUGGGCAUCCAAAAAAGAUUUGCCAAAAAAAGUUAUUACUUAUAUAUAUCAAGAGAAUGGAAGCAGAACUACCGCAUACUUCUUUAAUAUACUUAUUGCAUAUUAUAUCACUUUUACUUUUAUUUCCGGAGUUGCACUUUAUUUACUUGAUACUGGAAAGUUGUUUUCAGCAUUUGCUGUUCUUCAUAAUGCUUUUGAACUUGCAAUGAUGUUAUUACUUCUUCAAGGUGGAAAAAUUACAUCAAAUUAUUUUUAUGCUAUUAUGGGAUGUUAUAUUUUCAUAGUAAAUUUGUUGGAUAUUGCUUUACCUUGGCCCAUAGAUGGAACAUGGUUUAAAGCACAAGGAUUAUGUUUGGAUUUUGGAUUUUAUAUCGUUCUAACACGUAUUUAUAAAUCUACGCGAGAAUAUGUUGAAGGAUUAGCUUCAGCUCAACUUCCCUUAGUAAAUGAAGAUGAACAUUUACCAUUUGAAGAUGAUUCAAGUAUCUCACCAACUAUUAUUCAACAUCCACAGCAAUUUUUAUUAUUGAUUUUUUCGUCAGCUGUUCAUAUUUUUGGAAACUGUUUUUCUACGAUUUUCAUGACGGAUAGUCGAAGGUAUAUUUAA